This is a messenger RNA of Paramacrobiotus metropolitanus, 4646 nucleotides long. Its product is annotated as ubiquitin-protein ligase E3B-like. Gene Ontology annotation, biological process: ubiquitin-dependent protein catabolic process; protein polyubiquitination. The coding region runs from base 1234 to 4488 and encodes 1084 amino acids. Lineage: Eukaryota; Metazoa; Tardigrada; Eutardigrada; Parachela; Macrobiotidae. Gene Ontology annotation, molecular function: ubiquitin protein ligase activity. The transcript is spliced from 9 exons. The record is from RefSeq and is a predicted model, not a curated record.
UUACUCGACAGACAUCUGAAAGUUCGAAAUUAUUUCCCAUAUUCAUAGAUCAUAACCCGUACGUUUUAUUAGUGUAAGUUAGAGUACUUAAUAAUUAUUAUUUUCAAGGCACGUCGUAAAGCAUUAAUUGUUACUGCUGCUUACAAUUGUUGCUUGCAAUAUACGGCCAGGGAGACUGCUGCAUAUUGCAAGCUGAAAACGAAAUGCAAUCAGCAAUGCUUGUCAUUUCGCAGUUGCGUUCACUACAGAUACAUAACUGUAAGACAGGGUUUUGGGGAAAAUAACUGUGGCUGUUUAAUUUAAAUAUAUUUUCGCCGGUUUUGUUUGGGAAUGUAACCUACUGUAACGAUAAAAGUUUGUUAACAACUUGUGAGAAUUUGUUCUUUAGAUUAAGACACAUUGCAAACGGAUUGAAAACUCACUGAUUUACUUUUACUUAAUAAUAUAGAAAUCUAUGACUUACGAAAACGUUCAGAAUUUUAACGCACUUCUUUGCUUUCUCGUUUCACCUUGUAAUAACAAUGACAUUAACCUUCUGGCAUCUUCUCUUUAUGACAUUAUUAUUGAUUUCUAAGAUCCGAGUGUAGUAGUCACUGCCGCGCGUUUCAUUUUUGGUAAAUGUUAGAACUAUUCGUUUUUUUGCACAUGCGGGUGAUGCGACAGCGUUUUUCGGGUACGUAUACGAAAGGUGAAUAUAAGAAAUUAUAUGCGCAUAUCUCAACGAGUGCAAAACUGCUAUACUCGAGCAUUGCUCAUUUCUUCGAAGAGUGCUACCUGUUAUUAUAAAAUUUACAUAGAAAAAUGAAAAAAAUGAUUUAUAUUUCAGUCUUUGCUGAUACAACCCGAUGAUGAGCCAGUGAAAACAUGAACGUCUAGUAUUACAGACAUGACGCAUGACCGGUCGGUGGUCACCUUACAUGAAUUUCUGUGUUUAUUGAAUUUUUAGUUAGUAAUCUGAGGUAAAAAAGAGACAUUUUAAAAGCAUGUGGCUGAGCGUUUUAUGCCGUCGCGUUCGGCUGUGGCAGUAACUGGUUUGAAAUUUUGAAUCAUCCUGUUAUACAACUUCCGGUGACACAUUCUGCUGCACAGGCAUUGGUCGUCCUCAUUUGUCACGUCCCCGAUCGCCGUCUGACGUGAAUCAGCGUGCGGUACCACCGUACACUAUCAAUAAUAACCAAAGUGUAGCUUUGAUAUCCAUCGCUACUGCUUAUUAUAACCGGCAGCCCAGCAAGAAUGUUUGUCAGUGUGCAAAAGACGAACCGGUCGGCAGACGUAGUGGAAGAAGCUAGAGCGGCACGGGAACAACGUGUCCGCGAUAAGCGUCGUCUUGAAGCUGUUGUAAUGAUUCAGGUAAAAAAUUGUUUGGGUGGCACGUGGGUGUCCACUGUAGCUACUAAUCGUGGCCUGCCUGUACAGGCGUUUGUCCGGCGAUGUCUGUGCGUUAAGCAUCUCCGGGCGGAAUGCCAGCGGGAAUUUGACGAAACCUUUCGCCAGUAUGCCGUGCAAAAUGACACCAGCCCCACGGUGCCUGUGGAUGAUGUAUUUUCCAUGUUACGGGAGUUUUUCUUCAUGUUCAAUACAAAGGAAGAUCGCGAGCGCUUCCGAAAUGUGUGCUAUUACCUUAUUGCUUCCAUCGGCUCGGAAAAGCCGCAUCUCAACUACAUGAGCAUUAUGCAGAAAUCGGAAUCUGUUGCGGUAUGGAGGAGACAGGUUAUAAUGAUUUUAAAACUAUGCGUUCACUAUUUGUCGGCACUGAAUCCGGAUAGCCCUGCGGAUGCGCGAGAUUUGGUAACAUAUUCCCAGACCAUUAUUAUGUUGACCCAUGCGUCGCAGUGGAAGGCGGUGAAAAUUCCCAAUGAAAUUGUGCAAAAGGUGAUGAAUAAUGUUACCAUCAAAUGGCUGCAAGAGUUGGUCAGAGUGGGAUUAUAUCCGGCUGUACGGGAUGUACUUAUGCGUGGAUUAGCCAGAACAACACCGACGUUGAAUAAGACGACCUUUUUCCCACUGUUGACUUUACUCAUGCGACCGAUGGUGAUGGAGGCCUUCGCUUCCGAAACGGAUAAACAGAAAGCCUUGAUCUCUUUGCUAAGUGUGCCCGGCUUUAUUGUGCAUGUGGAAACCAUAUGUCCGGUGUUUAUUGAAACAUUCAGGAAGCAAGGUGUCCUUAAGAUGUGGAUGGAAUUAUUGACAUCGGAAGAUGUAUGGAAAGUCAUGCGGGAGAAUAUACGGACGGCAAAUGCUGCGUUAUGUAUUACCGCUAAUUUGGCCAAUAUCUUUUGGCUGGAGAAGAGUAAGACAAAUGACGUCGAUGUGCUGCAUGUGGUGUCAACUAUUAUUUUCUUGUUGGACUUAUGUCGAGAAUUGAAUGCCACUCAUCAAAACACGACAAUGACCAAGUGGCACGCAGUUCUGGGAUGGUCGAGUGACCGUGUGGAUCCGUGCUACCAUGACUCUAUGCAGUACACUACCCAGCAACUCAAUCUUAUUUGGAAAAGAGAAUUCGUAAAAACCGUUUUUGGUAAUUCCCUGGAAAGAAAAACGAUGAACGGUCCUGUGAGUGCAAAGAAAAAUGAUCCAACACCGGGGAAUUUUAAAGCCACAGCCUUGCUUCAACGGCUUGGUCUGCAUCAUCUUGCCAAAACCUCCACAAAACUGAAGCUGAAUGAUGGGGAAGUCAGCCGUUUUGCCAUUGUCAGCGCGAUGUACCAAUGUGCCAUCAACUGUCUUGUCAAUCUUAGACUUCAUAUUUUGACUGGAUUAAUAGUGGAAGGCCGAUUACCUAUGCAACUCUGGAAUAUUGUUCGUGGUAUUGGUGUCGGUCAGUUUGUUGAAUUAUUGAAACCGACUCCUAACACUUACACGACGGAAUUUCAACUGCUUGGGUUAUUUUGCAAUUUGACCAGUCAUCUUAUAAUUCUUAUGGAUGACCUGGAACUUUACGAGGAGCAGAAAAUAUUUACCAUUAACGAUCUUUUGGAAAUGUCAAAGUUUUUGAAUGACUUGAUAUUUCGCAUUAUCUGGGAUGGGCUAAUGUCAUCAGCUCAAAUGAGAUCCGAUCAGCUCUUCACGUCGGCACAUCAUCUCAUGAGGAUAUUAUACGAGCGCGAUUCUCGUCGGCGAUUUGCCCCGGAUGAUCACUGGAUCAUGAAGGAAGCCAAAGGAAGUGCAUUUUUCAGCGAACUGAAAGAGAAUCACAAUAACGUGCAGCUAUUGUUGGCCUUUGCACCGCACUGUAUCCCACAUCACGACCGUGUAAAAUUGUUUCGACAAUGGAUCAAAGAGGACAAACAGUCGGAUCAAGACAAGCCCACUGCGCCCAUUUUGAUUGCAGUGCAGCGCCGGCGCAUCGUCGAGGACGGAUAUGGACACAUUUCCCGUUUAAAACCCGAAGAAUUGAAGGGUGUUAUUCGCGUACGCUUUAUUAACGCUGAAGGCAUGGCUGAAGCGGGAAUUGACCAGGAUGGUGUGUUUAAAGAAUUUCUGGAGGAAACAAUAAAACGUGUGUUCGAUCCAAAUCUGCACUUAUUUAAAACAACUGUGGAUAACAGGAUUUACCCAUCACCCACUUCCGGCAUUCAAGAUGAGCAUCUGCAGCUGUUCAGUUUUGUUGGACGAAUUCUGGGCAAAGCGGUGUACGAAGGAAUUGUUGUGGAUGUACCCCUGGCUAACUUCUUCCUCAGUCAGAUUCUUGGCCAUCAAGCUGCAAACCCAACAUACAGCUAUUUUGACGAGUUACCAUCAUUUGACGUCGAGCUAUCACGAAUGUUGCAAAACUUGAAACGGUACCAAGGAAAAGUGGAAGAGCUGGAAUUGACCUUUUCUUGCGAUGAGGACCGGCUAGGUCAGGUCGUUAGUCACGAGCUGAUGCCAGGUGGACGGUUUGUGGAGGUUACGGAUGAUAAUAAAAUUUCAUAUAUCCAUUUAAUGGCACAUUUUCGAAUGCACGGCCAGAUUAAGCAGCAGGUCAACGCUUUUACACGGGGCUUUUUGAGCAUCAUUAAGCCAGAGUGGAUCAGUAUAUUUUCUCCGCCGGAACUGCAAAAGCUCAUCUCAGGCGACAGCCAGACUAUUGAUUUAAAGGAUUUACGGAAAAACACACAGUACUAUGGAGGAUUUCAUAGUUCACAUCGCGUUGUUGGAUGGUUGUGGGAUGUGCUGGAAAAUGAUUUCAACGAGGAAGAAAGGGGAUUGUUUCUGAAAUUUGUUACAAGCUGCUCGAAACCACCGCUUUUGGGGUUCUCUUACAUGGAUCCGCCGUUUUCCAUUCGAUGUGUGGAAGUUAGCGAUGACCAGGACUCUGGAGAUACAUUAGGGAGUGUAAUACGCGGUUUCUUUACCAUUAACCGCAAGAAGAUCUCCACUACUCGGCUCCCGACCUCAUCGACAUGCUUUAAUUUAUUAAAGCUUCCCAAUUAUUCGAAAAAGUCAGUCCUCCGGGAGAAGCUACGCUAUGCCAUUCGGAGUAAUGCCGGGUUUGAACUUUCGUGAUCGCUCUUGGACAGUUGUAAUGUGGUGCUGUAACCCUCUGACUGCAGUCUUUCACGUUAGAACUUUGAUAUUUCUAUUCUUUAAUUUGAGAAUUCUAUUUGCUGUACUGUACAGUGACACUGUGAUUAAAAAUCGUGGGAAUUAACACUGUAACUCAG